GUGCUGCGGCAGCCGCAGCGCCAGCCGCGGCUCCGGCUCCGGCUCCCCGGUAUUUAAAGGGGACGCGGUGGCGGCCCGGGGGGAUGGGGGGCAAGUGGAGGGGACGGCCCAGACGCAUAUCAUCCACGGCCCCUCCGGACUGGAGGGACUCGUGAGAGCCGAAGCCCAGAAAUCCGGGGGUGGAUAAGACACCGCAUCCCCUCCAAUUCCUGUAAGCACCCCUUGCUCCAUCCUGAGCCCAAAUACCUCAGCUAGCCCGUGUCCCCCUACUCUUCACACUCCAAACUCAGCCGGGACAGACCUCUGCCGCCGCCGCUCCCCACGUGAGUCCUGGACUCGCCGAGCCUGCUGGAAAAGCUCAGAGGUCCUGUCCCCCUUUUCCUAUUCGGUGACCACAAGAGGAUUCAAUCACUCAGGAGAAAGCUUCCAGAGGAGCUCUGGACCGACGGCUGGAGGCCAACAAUCCCUACAGGUGGUGCUCAGGGUGAUGUACUGACAAUGAGCGGGUGUUUUCCAGUUGCUGGCCUCCGAUGCCUGUCUAGGGUCUUCGAUGUGCCAGCAUCUCUGGCCGUGGCCCGCUAACCUGCCUCUCCCGGGCCGGCUCCUGCCGCGCCCCCUCUCGCUUGCUCCCUCCUCCUCCUGCUCCUCUCUCCCCUGCUCCCAGGACGGCGGGAUGGCUGCGCAGGGCUCGCCGCGCUUCCUCCUGACCUUCGACUUUGAUGAGACUAUCGUGGACGAAAACAGCGACGACUCGAUCGUGCGCGUGGCGCCGGGCCAGCGGCUCCCGGAGAGCCUGCGUGCCACCUACCGCGAGGGCUUCUACAACGAGUACAUGCAGCGCGUCUUCCAGUACCUGGGCGACCAGGGCGUGCGGCCGCGAGACCUGCGCGCCGUCUACGAGUCCAUCCCGCUAUCUCCCGGCAUGGGCGAACUGCUGCAGUUUGUGGCCAAGCAGGGUUCCUGCUUUGAGGUUAUUCUCAUCUCAGACGCCAACACCUUUGGCGUGGAGAGCGCGCUGCGCGCCGCCGGCCACCAAGGCCUGUUCCGCCGCAUCUUCAGCAACCCUUCCGGGCCCGACGCUCGGGGGCUGCUGGCGCUGCGGCCCUUCCACUCACACAGCUGCGCGCGCUGCCCCGCCAACAUGUGCAAGCACAAGGUGCUCAGCGACUACCUGCGCGAGCGGGCCCACGACGGCGUGCACUUCGAGCGCCUUUUCUACGUGGGCGACGGAGCCAACGACUUCUGUCCCAUGGGGCUGCUGGCCGGUGGCGAUGUGGCCUUCCCUCGCCGCGGCUACCCCAUGCACCGCCUUAUCCAGGAGGCACAGAAGGCUGACCCCAGCUCCUUCCGCGCCAGCGUGGUACCCUGGGAAAAUGCCACCGAAGUGCGCCUCCAUCUGCAGCAGGUGCUGAAGACGUGCUGAGGACGCGGCCUGCAGGGGGCGCCCGGCGGGAAGGGGGCUGGGGACAGGGAAAGACAAACCUAGUUUUAUUAUCCCCUUCCCCUUUCGUUUUGGUGGGUCCCUCCGGGAAUUUCCGGAAUCCGGAGCUCGUCCGUUUGGGGGCUGGAGGAGAGAGUUCGGAGCUGUCCCCAUCUAUGCAGUUAACCCAGCUUGGCUGUCUCCCCCAAUUCCACUGCCAGCGAAUUCUGGUUUGGCCCCGCUAGGGUGGUGCGCAGACCCAAGCAGGCAGCAGUGUUUUCCAAAAACCUUGUCCCCUCCCAACUGGGAGGAAAGGGUUGCCUUGCAGGGUAGAGAAGGAACAUCUCCCACUGUGUUUCAUUAACUGUUGCCUUGGGCCGCAUGACUUCCUUCCCCUAGACUUCUGUCAGGGGGACCCAGGUCCUGAAAUUCCUCUCCCCGUCCCUUCAGCCUCGCACUCCCCGCGGAGAGAUGGUGCUCUCCACGGACGCCAGUCUCAGGCCUAGGUCUUGCUUUACCUUCUGUGACCCUACACUACACUCCUGCCUCCCCCAACGCACGCUGUCGGAGUUCCCACAGGAAGAAAUGCCAGAGGGAACAGUCGCCUCCUGGUGGUGGAAUGAGGUAGUACACUGUCCAGGGCUCGGGUCCGGCCAGCCAGGGACCUCAGAGAACGCGACGACGUCUCCUCCUCGCACCCCAGCCUCUUCUAUGCAGCAAGAAACCAGGGACUUAACCAAAGUCGCCCCGCCAGCUGGACCCUCUGAACCCCUCCCCUCCCAUAUGGAACAGAAAGCCAUGAUGUUUUAAAGCACAGCCACUGAAACCCGACCCCCGCCCCUUUUGGUGUUUCAGAGCUAUAAAGGAGGAAAAGGG
Messenger RNA from Capra hircus (goat), 2296 nucleotides. RefSeq names its product phosphoethanolamine/phosphocholine phosphatase (gene PHOSPHO1). The transcript has 4 exons. NCBI's taxonomy places the organism in Eukaryota, Metazoa, Chordata, Mammalia, Artiodactyla, Bovidae. Gene Ontology annotation, molecular function: phosphatase activity. Gene Ontology annotation, biological process: bone mineralization involved in bone maturation. The coding region runs from base 551 to 1423 and encodes 290 amino acids. The record is from RefSeq and is a predicted model, not a curated record.